AUGGCCGACAUGAGUGAACGAGGCUCCUCCCCUGCAACGGCCUCUCCACUCUCAGAUUCAGAGUAUGACUCGCCAUCGUAUGCUGGACAGACGAAUGGCCCCCUACCGUCUAUCUCACGUCCAAAUUCCCCCGAUUCGUCGCAUCCAGGGGACGAGCCACCCAUCGUAGAGGACAGCGUUACAUGUGAGUGGGAUGGCUGCGGCAAGGUGUACACCCACCUGCCAACACUCAUCGAUCAUAUCCACAACGACCACAUCGGAGUCCACAAAUCGAGCUACUCUUGCGAAUGGGCAUCCUGUACGCGGCGGGGAUUAGCGCAGACCUCCAGGUUUGCCCUUAUAUCGCAUAUUCGGUCGCACACUGGCGAGAAACCUUUCAUCUGCAGUUUACCAGAAUGCGAUAAAUCCUUCACGCGAUCCGAUGCACUAGCUAAGCACAUGCGUUUGCAACACAAUAUCUCGCCGCCAGCCCCUGGGCGUGGAGCAUCACGCAAGCGCAAACGAAAUGGCGGAGAGGACGUGAAUUCGUCAGCCCGACCGCCGGAUACGCCCAACCAUGAAGGUAGCCAACGGUGGUCUCGACACCAACCACCCGACGCAGCGUCUGGUUUCAGUCAGUUCAAAGUCGAACCACACACGCCGUCAGAAUUGGAUAGUGCAGCGCUGCAGGAAGGAGAGGCGGGGAACUACUUUGGGUCGAAAGGCAACGGCAAUACAACCAACGGCACAUCUUUUGCCCAACCGCAGCCAAAACAUGGUUCGAUGUUCACGCGUAAUUCUCCCCCUCCCCCUUUCUCCUCCGCUCAAUCUAAUAUUCGCCCGCCUUCCCCUCCAUCCGUCUUCGAUCUCCUACCUCAGCGAUUUGUCGACCAAUAUGACGAAGCGACAGAUACUAUCAUGGGACGUACGCCGUAUCAGGUUUUGUACUUGUUAACCAAAGCGAAGUAUAAGUAUGCCCGCGAUCAACAGGAAGAAUUGGCGGCAGAGCUGGCGAACGCAGAGAUUGAGAUGAGUAGGUUAACUGGGGACAAGGAGAGGCUGGUGGAUGAUGUGCUCAGAGCGCUUGGAGGGCCGGAAGCUGAAAAGUUCAUUCAACCGAUCCCGCCUCCAGAUGCUGGUGUUGACAUGAGGCGGGAAGGGUCACUCCCCGUACAUGAAGCAAGGAUACAUAUGGGUGCCAAUGGCAAUGGUUAUUGA
Messenger RNA from Pleurotus ostreatus (oyster mushroom), 1197 nucleotides. RefSeq lists its product as uncharacterized. Bases 1 to 1197 code for a protein of 398 amino acids. The record is from RefSeq and is a predicted model, not a curated record. Gene Ontology annotation, molecular function: RNA polymerase II cis-regulatory region sequence-specific DNA binding; DNA-binding transcription factor activity, RNA polymerase II-specific. The transcript has 4 exons. Lineage: Eukaryota; Fungi; Basidiomycota; Agaricomycetes; Agaricales; Pleurotaceae. Gene Ontology annotation, biological process: regulation of transcription by RNA polymerase II. Gene Ontology annotation, cellular component: nucleus.